GAUAUUAAUCACCGCGCGUUUUGCUUGCCGCAUUUUUUGCUAGCAUUUUCUUUAUUGAAUGUAAAUAAUACGAUCCGGAUUCCGGAAUAAUGGCGGCCCUCAGCAAUCUGAAGCAGUGUCCGCCGUUUUCCACGCUGCCGGACCUGGCACUCCGGCACAAUCACAUUCCGGAGCUGGAGCGCUAUCCGCAGAUAAACCUGAACAGCGAACUCUUGGCCAAUCCGGCGGGCCAGAGAUUCUACGGCGGCCAGAGCUUUGUGCCCGUGGACGAGAGCGUUCUGAAGCGGAUCACGCGCACCUUCUUCGAUGGCGGUUUCUGGGAGUCGCUGGAGGAGGCGAGGAGCCCCAAAAGCCGGGAGCAGGCUCCACUGAUUGCCCAGGCGGGCGAUUUGAUUGCUAGGCUUUUGGGCCUCGCCACCGGAUUGAAGCUAAGGAUCUUUCCGCACACCCAGGAGCUCAGUGCGGAGCGGAUAGCGCAGUUCGUGGAGACCAGGGAUUGGCUAAAUAGCGACGUGAGAUUCCUCGCCUGGAACUGUCACUUCUUCAACCUGGCCGUUGCCGGUGUGGACGAUGUGGUGCGCAUCUAUUAUAAGAAUUCCAACGCCGCCACAGCUACUGUUUUGAAGAGCCCCACGCAAACGCAGAUCACCUGCAUGGCCUGGCGUCCGCUCUGCUCCACGGAGAUUGUGAUUGGUUGUCGGCAGGGUCUUUGUUUCUGGGAAGUGGACAACAGCCUGCACCUGGGACGAACCAAUGCGCCCAGCAAGGUUUUCAAACAUCCCGCCAAUCUGCCAGUUACCUCGCUGCAAUGGAACAAGGAUGGAACCCAGCUGGCCACCGCCUCCAUUGGAGAUCGCUCUAUCAUCAUCUGGCAGCCCGACAACGGAUUGAUGCAGCCGCUCAAGCGUCUGGGUCCGCCGGGAUCGCUGCUCAAGUGGUCGCCGGAUAACGACUGGCUUUUUGCGGCCACCGUGGAUCGGGUGUUCCGCGUGUGGAACUGCAACCAGCAGUGGACCACCGAGCGAUGGGUGUGCGGCCCCGGAGGCCAUGUGCAGACAGCCUGUUGGUCGCCCUGCGGCCGCUUCUUGCUCUUCGUUAGCAGCACCGAGCCGAUCCUCUACCGCCUGCAGUUCGUGCAGCAGAGUCUGCUGUCGUCUUCAGCAGAUGAGAAGGAAAUCCUGCCCAUUGCCGAUCUGAAUGCCUGCAGCAUCGAUGCGAAUCGCACGCUCAUCGGUGGCCCCGCUCAGCAGUUGGCAUGGGAUCCGCACGGCAACUACCUGGUGAUCACUUUCAAGUCAACCAACUGCAUCGCUGUUUUCCGCACCUUCAUCCAGAAGUUCGAUCUGCAAAUCUCGGCUGCUUAUUAUCUGAGUGGGGAAACGGCGGCGGAGCAUCCCAGCUUUAUUUGCUUCCAGCCCCUUUACAAGGAUAACGAUCGUUCCGUGUUGACGAUUGCCUGGUCGUCCGGUCGUAUCCAAUACUACGCCUUCGACUGAUCUUUAAGCUUAGUGGGUUUUCAUUGUAAUAUUUUAUUUGAUUUGGUUUUUGUAAGCGUUAAUACACAGAUAAACAGGA
Messenger RNA from Drosophila rhopaloa, 1575 nucleotides. Its product is annotated as aladin. NCBI's taxonomy places the organism in Eukaryota, Metazoa, Arthropoda, Insecta, Diptera, Drosophilidae. The transcript has 5 exons. Bases 90 to 1496 code for a protein of 468 amino acids. Gene Ontology annotation, cellular component: nuclear pore. The record is from RefSeq and is a predicted model, not a curated record. Gene Ontology annotation, molecular function: protein binding. Gene Ontology annotation, biological process: nucleocytoplasmic transport.